Messenger RNA from Octopus bimaculoides (California two-spot octopus), 2008 nucleotides. RefSeq lists its product as uncharacterized. The record is from RefSeq and is a predicted model, not a curated record. NCBI's taxonomy places the organism in Eukaryota, Metazoa, Mollusca, Cephalopoda, Octopoda, Octopodidae.
CACUUCAUACUACGUUGGUCCAGUUCACUCAGCUGUAAAUGGAUUAACCAUGAGGCAGCAUAUUUUUUCGGUCAGGGAAAAUGUUAGUGUGCUCACCGAGCCAGCGGGAUUAUCUUCUACUAAAUCCACUUAUAAGGAUUUGGUCGGACAGAGCUUAUAGUAGAAAAUAUUCGCCUAAGGUGCCACGCAGUGUGAUUGAACCCAGAAACAUGGUGUUGGGGGAAAUCUUCUUACCCGACAAACGCAUAUCUUUUAUUACAUCAUUCUUGAUUUUAACUGAAAAGGAUUCGCUUCAAGUAGAAAAUUACACUCAUGAGUUAAGGACGUAACUCAUUUUAAUGCUUAAUUUACGAUGCUCGUUACUCUUAUUAUGUGGACCAUAUAUAACUUUCAUUAUUUAUCUCCGGUUGUCAUAUAUGAAACUAGCAAAUAAUAUUGCAAUACUUGAUUUUUAUUAUUCCGGUCAGAGGUAUAAUUGAUUUAAGAUAUGAAGGGAAGGAUUAUUAUAACUUUAGCUCUUCAAAAAAAUGUGUGCUUUUAAAAUAGUUAAAGCGUAAAAGCACAGGGUAAAUGCCCGAAGAAAUUCAUUGAUUUGAAAGAAAUAUUAGGAAACGUAAAAGAUUUGAAAAUCUGCAGUUUAAAUUCACACUAUCGCCUGUAGGACUUAUUUGAGAAAAGAGUAAUAAAGAUAUGAAAAAAAUACUUCUAUAGACAUUUAUUGGAUACUUUUGACUUUUGUUUCUAAAUAGAAAUCCAAACAUCAAAAUACAAGAAAGAUAAAAAAAAAAGAGCCAAAACAUAUUAUUCAAUAGUUCCUAUACACUGUUAUGCAUUAAAUGUAGGAGCGUUGGUGUGCAGUUAAUCUUACUGUUGCAGGAGGCAGCUGCAUUGUUUUUACAUAUUCAAUAUUAAUGGGUAAUAUAUAAUAUGUAAAUUAUAUUGGAGGCAUAUAUAGGUGAAUAUUUUUUCACACAAAUGUACAUAAUUAAUCUGACUUCAGUAAAAGCACUGUUGGAGAAUAGAAAACGUCUGUUUUGAAAAUUGAACGAAUAUAAAGAAAAAACAAUUUGCUGUUAAACGAAGUGACAGAAAACUACCUGAUUUUGCUUUUAAUUUAGCUGUGCUACAAUUUGAUGGCUGAACACCCAGAUAUGGAAAAGAAGAACCGCAGGAAAGCAAAUGCUUCAAGAAAAAAAGAAAGUGACCCUACGAAGCCUAAAAGGCCGAUGACUGCAUACUUUUACUACCUUGCAAAUUGUCGUGCGGAAAAUAAUAGAGUCGGCAACGCUCCAUUAAAAGUGAGUGAAUUCUCUAAGAUAUACGCCGAAAAAUGGAAAACUUUGCCUCCUGAUGAGAAGAAAAUAUAUGAAGACCUGGCCUUAAAAGACCGCGAAAGAUGGCUUCAAGAAACCGGAAAACUGAACAAUGGUUCUGAUAUGAAGCCAAAACGCCCCCAGUCAGCUUAUAUGAUGUUUUUGAAAGAUUAUCGGAAAAACAAUUCCGGUAAAAUGAAGGCAUCCGCCCUAAUUUCGAAAGCAGCUGAAGAGUGGCGCAUUCUUUCAGAUGUGAAAAAAAAAGUUUAUACAAAACAAUUCCUCGAGAACCAGGCUCGAUACCAACAAGAGAAGGAAAAUUACGUGAAUGGUAAAAAAGAUGAAGUUCAACUGGCAAAACGACCUCGUAUAGAAGAUAAGAUUCAUAGCGAAAACUUUGAAAGUGAGGCUGUUGUAUAAUUUCGUUAUCCCUUCAUUCCUUAUUUGGAAACAAAUUUUAAAAAUAGCCUGUUUUGAAUUUCAUAAAUGACACGUUCUGUUUACGCAAGUAAUGCAUUUUAAAGUUUCAUCCUUUGAAGUGUAUUCCUAUAAUGGAAUUUUGGGACAAAAACCAAUAUUUAUUGCCUUAAUAUUUUGGUACUUUUAACUUAUUUACGUGUAAUUUUUUAAGUGAAUUUAAUAUCGUGUUUUAAAUGUUAAAUAAAAUCUGAUAUCGCUCGCUCAUACUAAACAGG